UGCGACGAGAUACACGUUUUAAAAUAACACUGCGGAUUGGGGUUGCUCGGAGUUUGAUUCGAUGGACUUAAACUGAACUAAAACGAACGCAUAUGUAUGUACUGACAAAUAUACCGGGGUCCUGCAUGCCGUUGACACUAGUAACACUAGCGCAAGCUUAAGUCGUAUUCAUCAGAGGUGUUCACAAACUACACCUGCAAACAUGAGUGAUAAAGUGGCUGAGGUGAAUGGGGUAACCUUCUCCGAAGAAAUAGUCCCCGACCGCGAUAGUGUGCAGAGUGCAGGUGUGAAUGUGGGCGACGACAUAGUGUAUGUGAUGUACAAGAGACGCUGGUGGAUGCUGGCUGUUCUGUGCUUCUUGAAUCUGACAAAUGCGCUGGUGUGGUUUAGUUUUGCGCCCAUAGCAACUGUGACUGAAGAGUACUAUGGAGUCUCGCGACAGGCCGUCAAUUGGCUGUCACAAAUCUUCAUGCUUAUAUACAUCCCCACAACCUUUGCUGCCACCUGGGCCCUGGACGCGCACAGCCUGUACUUCGCAUGUUGUAUAGGUGCUGCCUUGAAUGUUAUCGGUGUGCUGGU
Molecule: messenger RNA, 579 nt
Organism: Sphaeroforma arctica JP610
Lineage: Eukaryota; Ichthyosporea; Ichthyophonida
Exons: 2
Cellular component (GO): membrane
Source: RefSeq, a predicted model, not a curated record